CUCAGCCUUCAGCACUCCCACAGCUGGGUGAAUGGGAUCAGGAGUCCACCAAGGCUGCUCCGUCCUGGGGCUCAGCACAGUGAGCAGCAGGCAGCAGAGAGAGGAUCUCAGGGACCCUCCAGGACAACAUGUUCUCUUCGGGCAGCGCGUACAGCCUGUUGGGUGAGAAAUAUUGAUGGAUGCCAGCGAGGCAUUGGGCACUGGAAAGUGAAUUGAAGGAAAAACCCGAAGUCAUUCCAUUGCCAGAGGAACGUCGGCAGGACCACAUGGCAUAUGAAUGUUUCACCUCACCACAGGGCUACUUCAUGGGAUCCUCAGUCAAUAGGGGGUGGUGUGAGCCAUGGCUGCGGCAGCAGCAGAGGAAGCUCUGCCCCGGGGAAAUGCAUUGAAGAGGGGUGGGGAUGCUUCCUCCACCAGCGUUGUUGCUGCCACAGCCACCUUCAAGUGGUCAUCGCAGAACACCUCACUGGUCACAUGCUGGGAGGGCUCAGCACACUGCACGCUGCACCACAACCAGACUGGAGGAACAUUCGACCUCUCGAAGGACAACGAGCGAGCAGGUGCCCUGCAGACAGUUCUGCUCUACAGUAUCAUCUGCUCCAUCUCAUUUUCACUGCUGGUAAAUCACUGAGGCCCAUGAAGUACUAUCUGAAUUAAUCACCAAUUCAGUCAGUCUAGCUUCUAAAAAUUAUAAUCUGCUUUUCCAGGAACUGUGCCUCUUAAUAUCUCCAAAUGAACGAGAGCAGCUGCAAUAUCACAGCUGACGAAAACUUUCCGCUUGUCCAGCUGUGUGUUUACAUCCCAGUAUUGCUGCUGGGCGUUUUGCUGAACGUAUUGGCGCUAUGGGUGUUCUGCUGCAAGCUCGGCAAGUGGACAGAAACCAGAGUAUACAUGGUCAACCUGGCUGUGGCUGACUGCUUACUGCUCUUUACUUUGCCUUUUAAAACAUUAUCCCAGUUCCAACAGAUGAAGGCAGACAGGUGGUGCCUGAUUCUGGAAGGUGGCUAUUUCAUAAACCGCUUAAUGAGCAUCGGUAUCAUCACUGUUGUAGCAGCUGACCGGUACGUGGCUAUCAAGUAUCCCUUGAAAGCCAAAGCACUGCGGUCACCACUGCAGGCAGCUUUUACAUCUGGAUUUCUCUGGAUAGUCAUCAUCUGCGUGAUUUCCCUCAUUAAAACGGUGGAAAACCGAGAGCAUGAUGAAUUUUGCUUUGAGAAAUCUUCUGUCAAGCCCUCCGUCAUCACACUGUGUGCCAUUAUCGGAGGGUUCUUCAUACCACUGAUCGUUGUGAUUUACUGCUCCACACAAGUCAUUGCAGUGCUCAUGAGAAAGAGAAAUGAAAACUGCCACGAGGAAAGGUUGAUCAGGAAGGCUGUCUACAUCGUGACAGCAAACAUGGCUGUGUUCAUCGUAUGCUUUUUGCCUGUUUACGCUGGGCAUCUCCUUCGCUUUCUAAUGGACUCCUUCAGCUCCAGUUGCCCUGCGAUACAGAAGGUCAACAACUUUGUUCACCUUGCCUCGGUCCUCGCCAACACAAACUGUUGCCUGGAUGCUAUUUGCUACUACUUUGUAAACAAGGAAUUUCAGGAAGCAUCUCCCAAACUCGUGAGGUCCAAAUCUGACUCAGGCGAAACAGCUGAAGUUCAGCUCCCAGUAAUAACACAUCAGUGCCAAAUGUAGAGGGCUCUCUUUUUGUGUGGGAGUGAUGGAGGGACUUUCUGCUGAUGGGAAAGAUUCAGAUAUGAAAAUCAGCCCUCAUUCAGACAACCACAGCAACCCAGAUGCUCAUGCAACAACCUAGAUCAUCACUGACAAUUCCCUGCCUUAUCCAAAUCUGAGUAAGAUAGAAUCAUAGAAUCAUUUUCCCAUAAACCCCAGCAAGUACAAUCAGGGGGAAAAGUUUUUACUGUCCAUCUCCCUACCCUGGGCCAGUUUUCACGUAGCUGUGACAGAUAAACAGGAAUUAUUUGAAAUAAAAAAAAAAAAAAUCUCAAAGCGAAACUGUUGCAGAAAAAGUAAGGUGGAUGGUUUUAUGUCACAAAUGUCUUUUCUUAGUAAUAAACACCCAGUCCCAGAAGCAGAUGCUUUAGUCAAGUUUACAGCAUUGUUUGGACUGUAUGACAGCGAUAAAAUGGUGAUCAGUAGAAAUAUGGGGUCAGAAGGAACUGCGAUUGUUUGUAUAGGGGAAAAAGCUUCACACUGAAUGCAUCUGAGUCAACUGCAUUAAAAAUACUAUCCAAAGAGCUGGGAUGGGUGGGAAUGACAACUCUGUACACGGAGUCAGUUCAACAUUAUAGUGUAAAUAAUUAUCUAAAGAAAGUAGCAACAAAUUCUUCCAAAGUAUCCAAUCUAAAUAAAUUUGUAUUACUGGCAACGAGCUCCUCCUCUUAAUGAGCUAAAUGGAAACAUCGGAGGAUCCGGUGGUGAUGGGACCCACUUUGCUCUCUGUCCCUGAUGGGGACAGCUCA
This is a messenger RNA of Meleagris gallopavo (turkey), 2468 nucleotides long. Its product is annotated as G-protein coupled receptor 35-like. Gene Ontology annotation, biological process: chemokine-mediated signaling pathway; positive regulation of Rho protein signal transduction; phospholipase C-activating G protein-coupled receptor signaling pathway. Gene Ontology annotation, cellular component: plasma membrane. NCBI's taxonomy places the organism in Eukaryota, Metazoa, Chordata, Aves, Galliformes, Phasianidae. The record is from RefSeq and is a predicted model, not a curated record. Gene Ontology annotation, molecular function: chemokine receptor activity.